AUGGCGUCAUCCGAUGGGUUCCCUUCGAUACCAGACGACCCAAGCAGCCUUCCCCUCACGGGAACAUCGGCCUUUGUAGGCCAGCCUCCGGCGACACAAGAUGACUAUUACAUCGUGAAGGGUUUAUUCCGCGUGACCGGGACGGCGGAUGUCAACCCAAUGAUGGGCUACUUUCUCGCCGCAAAACCUCCCCCCGGAUAUGUACACGAAACGAGACAAAUAAGCAUCUUGGUCGGCCUGAUAUUUGUUAUUCUGCUUGUUGCUGUGCCCACAGUAUUGAGAAUUGGGCUGAGGCUGGGGAAAUCUUCGAGCAUGAAAUUUGGCUGGGAUGACUACACCAUCUCCAUCGGUGCUCUUCUGGCACUUGUCUUUCCCAUCACACAGAUAUACACCGUUGCAAUCGGCGCGACCGCGAAACAUGUGUGGGAAGUCACCUAUGAGCAGUACAGCACUGGUAUAGUGGCGGCCAUGGUCUGCAGGACGGCUUUCUAUGUGGCUGUGGGCAUGAUAAAGCUAUCGAUGACGAUAUUUAUUCAACGGCUCGCGGAACGGCUCAGUAUUUGGUGGCGGAUAUCAUGCUACAUCUUCAUUGCGUCGCUUGUCGGAUACAUCGGGCUCGCCAUCUUCGCCAUUGUCUUCUCAUGUAACCCGCCAGCAGCACAAUGGGAUCUGGCACUACUUGGUCGAAUCGAGCCGGUACCUACUUGUAUGGACCUUGAAGCCCAAACACAGGUCCUCAUCAGCAUUCACGUAGCGCAAGGGCUGGUGCUACUGUUCACUCCCAUAGUCAUAUUGUGGAAGGUUCGGGUGCCAACAGCGAAGAAGGCCCGCCUGUUCACCAUCUGGAUAAUUGGAGGGCUGGGGGUUCUGGGUGGCCUGAUACAGCAGACUCGUCCGACGGUGACGAACGACCUCACAUGGGACUACGUUGAAGUCUUGGUGUGGGCGUGCCUGGAUCUAUCACUGGGAACCAUGGCUGCUUCUCUCCCUGUUCUGGACGGGCUGCUUGAGAAAUACUGGAUGAAGGCCAAGAGUACGGUUGUGAAUAUAUUUCGAGGGGGCCAACGCCGAGGUAAACCUGGUGCAAGGGUAUGGCCUUACAGCCCGACGGCGUCGGACGAAGAGAAACGCAAAAAACCUACGAUAAGGCAUUCCGUGUCCAUUAUCGGUGCGCACACGAUGCGUACUGAGUCGGGCGCGAGCAUUGUUAGCAACAGUCAGUUGCAAGAUAGCAAGAGUGAGGUGGUGGAGAUGGGCAUUUUGCGUGUCCAGGAAGUUGAGGUGCGCAUUUCUGUUGUACCUGAAGACGUGGAAAAGGGUCAGGAGAUGGCACUUGACCCCCGAGCUCCGUCGCCGUUCUGGCACAAUCGCCCGGAGUGGCAUGAUCAAACCCUUAGGCUUUAA
This is a messenger RNA of Colletotrichum graminicola M1.001, 1404 nucleotides long. RefSeq lists its product as uncharacterized. Bases 1 to 1404 code for a protein of 467 amino acids. NCBI's taxonomy places the organism in Eukaryota, Fungi, Ascomycota, Sordariomycetes, Glomerellales, Glomerellaceae. The record is from RefSeq and is a predicted model, not a curated record. The transcript is spliced from 2 exons.